GUUGCAGAGCAGGUUUGUUGGUAUCUGAAGAUGUCUGGUCGCGGAAAGCAAGGCGGGAAGGCUCGCGCCAAAGCUAAGACUCGGUCUUCAAGGGCUGGCCUUCAGUUUCCUGUUGGUAGAGUACAUCGUUUAUUGCGUAAGGGUAAUUACUCCGAGCGAGUUGGAGCCGGAGCCCCAGUGUACCUGGCAGCAGUGCUGGAAUAUUUGACUGCUGAAAUACUGGAGUUGGCGGGCAACGCGGCUCGGGACAACAAGAAGACGCGUAUCAUACCACGCCAUCUACAGCUAGCUAUCCGCAACGACGAGGAGCUCAACAAGCUGCUGGGCAAAGUUACUAUUGCGCAAGGUGGUGUUCUACCUAAUAUUCAGGCUGUGCUGCUCCCCAAGAAGACUGAAAGCCACCACAAAGCCAAGGGCAAGUAAAUUUGGGAAAACCAUUGUAUUGGUCCGUAAAGAAUUCAUUUUUAACCAAAGGCUCUUUUCAGAGCCACCAACGUGUUCAUUAAAAGGGCUUGCAUUUGCUCUUUUUUUCUAUAUCAUGGGAUCAGAUGUUUUAACAGUAAUCCAGGUAUGAAAAUUUCAAUUUAAGGAGCCCAUGAUGGUUACGUAAACAAAGGUGUGAGUAAUUUUUUCCUCCUUUUAGGAUGGCAAAGCUAUGAAAGAGGUUAGCAAAAUGCUGCAGAAAAUUUAGUACUCAAGCUAGUGUAAGCACACUUUUAAAUCUAAUAAAACAGUAAGACUACACUUCGUUUCUCUGCGUCUUAAUGGGACUAUAAUCACC
This is a messenger RNA of Nycticebus coucang (slow loris), 781 nucleotides long. Its product is annotated as histone H2A type 1-D. NCBI's taxonomy places the organism in Eukaryota, Metazoa, Chordata, Mammalia, Primates, Lorisidae. Bases 31 to 423 code for a protein of 130 amino acids. The transcript has a single exon. Gene Ontology annotation, cellular component: nucleosome. Gene Ontology annotation, molecular function: structural constituent of chromatin; DNA binding; protein heterodimerization activity. The record is from RefSeq and is a predicted model, not a curated record.